AUGAGAGUGCUUCUUGCGUAUCUGGGCGCUGCUGCCGCCAUCGCGCUCUCCCUCCCCGGGGCAAGCGCCGUCCGCCAAGCACCACGACAGUCGCCAACCGAGAACGAGGCAUCGACUGAGCCGAAGGUGCCAACAUGCGAAAAAGCGGAGUUGCCGCUGUCUAUAUCGGCAGCAAACGGGACGGCAGCGUUCAGAUGCCACAAAGAGCUCCAGCUGCUCAGCCCGGAAUACCGGGGCGCCGUGGAGAAGCAAGAAGUAUACGUUGGAAACGAGACAAAGGUGCUCAGCACGGUUCUCCGCAAUGCGAAACUGGAGAAGAGAGAGGUGCCGGCUGCUGGCGAGAAGAACCCGUCUAGAAACUCAGAAGUGGGGCUGAACAGUCCCUCUAAGGAGAACGUGUACAUUCUCACAGUGCCUGAAUUGCCUACGGAGGAGACAAAGAUAAGUUUCAAGUGCCAGGCAGCCAGCCCUGGCGAACACGAGAAAGUGCAGAACUCACCCAGGGAAGAAGGGGGAAAUAACCCUUCACCAAAGGAAUGCAAGGUCACUGUAACGGUGGCUUCAUCAGCAGGCGCCUCGGCUGCGUUUCAACCAGCCCUCAUAACGCCCGCCAUUGCCGGACUCCUGUCGACGAUCGCUGCUGGUGUUCUUCAGCUCCGGGCAUGA
This is a messenger RNA of Besnoitia besnoiti, 666 nucleotides long. RefSeq names its product SAG-related sequence. The record is from RefSeq and is a predicted model, not a curated record. The coding region runs from base 1 to 666 and encodes 221 amino acids. Gene Ontology annotation, cellular component: membrane. The transcript is spliced from 2 exons. NCBI's taxonomy places the organism in Eukaryota, Apicomplexa, Conoidasida, Eucoccidiorida, Sarcocystidae.